Molecule: messenger RNA, 4162 nt
Organism: Oreochromis niloticus (Nile tilapia)
Lineage: Eukaryota; Metazoa; Chordata; Actinopteri; Cichliformes; Cichlidae
Product: leukotriene B4 receptor 1
Exons: 4
Coding region: 1093-1998 (301 amino acids)
Biological process (GO): G protein-coupled receptor signaling pathway; immune response; positive regulation of cytosolic calcium ion concentration
Cellular component (GO): external side of plasma membrane; membrane
Molecular function (GO): C-C chemokine binding; C-C chemokine receptor activity
Source: RefSeq, a predicted model, not a curated record
CCCCCAAAAAAUCCCUUCUUACCCAUCUGGGGUACUGCCUGGUGUGAUAGACCCCAGCCUCUAUGGAUCUUGUACUUAGAGCUUGUUCCUGUGCUGCCAUGAUUAGAGCCUCUUUGCUGUCUUUCACUUGAUCUUUGUCCAGCCACUAGUAGGAUUUCUGGAUGUGAGCCACUUCCUCUAUAUGCUGGUACAUACUGUGCAGGGGCCUGUCCUUCCAUAAUGGCUCCUCCUCUUCCUUCUUGGGUUUCUGCUGCAUGAGGUAUUCACUGAGGAUGCGGUACAUUGGAUGUUUGUUGUGUCAUCCUGGACCAUGGAGAUAUAGAAACAGACAGAGAAGAUGCCCAUCAAUUGUGCAAAUCAUUCAACAUUUUAGGAGCUGCAAAAGUUAAGGCACACUCACCUCUAAGCUUACACUUAGUUUUAGGUACGCUCAGGAGCAGCUGACCUGAGAGAACAGGAGGGUGUGUAGCAUUAGGUUGUGGCAGCUCAGAGAGGUAGGGUCUCAAAAGCAAAUAAAAAAAGUUUUAAAAUUAAUCUUACAAUUUACGGGCACUCAGUAGUGCAUGCUCAUAUUUAUGCGUGCCAGUUAAAAUGCAACAAUAGUUAAUUCAUUACACAAGAUCCUCAUUAUCCACACAUCAUUUUAAUGGCAAAUGGGCAUUGCACAUUUGCCAUUAAAAUGUAUUAAAAUGUAUUUAGCACAUGUUCUGGUGUGAACAUCAGUUGUAAAAUAAUCUCACCUUAAAGUUCAUUUAGUUUCUGCCCCAAUCUUUUAUGAUCUGAGUGCUGAGCUUUUACAGAUGUAAGAGUUAUGCUUCCAGGUGUUCUUGCAUUGUGUUCUCACUGUGGAGGUUUCCUGUUUAUUUCCCAUAUAUUUCUAUAAAUAGAAUAUUUCCAAGAAUUUUCAUGGUUCAUUCUGUAAACACCAUACAUUUUUGCAUAGAAAUGAAUGCAAAAUAUUUACAGGACGAGCAAUGGAAAAAUCCUGAAACCAUACGGGCAAAUGUUUGCAUCAGCAUGACAGUUUCAUAACUUAUUCACCCAACUGCACAUUAGUUGCUCUGUGUACAACAUUGCCAGCAAACUUGCAGCAUGGCAGAAUUUAGUUCCACCAUGGCUAACUGUAACAUCUCUUCAUCUUCUACACCUGGGACCUCUUUGGACCCCAGCGGUGUGGUUCCUGUAGCAAUGCUGUCCAUCUGCUUCCUGCUGGGAUUUGCUGGAAAUAUCGCUGUCAUCAUUCUCAAGCCAAACUGGGAGAACAUGUCUAGUCUGAGCCAGAGUUUGAUGCUGAAUCUGGCUGUGUCAGACCUGCUCUGCAUGCUUACCAUUCCACUGCUUAUUACCUUUGGACUCUCUCCCUGGACUUUAGGUCUGGUUUCCUGCAAGCUGGUAACAUAUCUUAUUUACUGCACUGCUAGAGGCAGCUGUUUCACGGUGACUGCAAUGAGCAUCCAGCGUUACCUUCAGGUGGUGCACUUUGAGAGGAGGUUACAUGAAGUUGAAGCAUGGCAGCUGUUGGUUCCACUGUGGCUGGUUUCAAUGAUCCUGUCCAUCCCUGCUUUAGUGGUUCAAAAUGUGGACGACGAUAAGCACUGGAUACACUGCAAACCUCACUACUCCUCUGAGGUCCAGAGGAUUGCUGUGGUGUUCACAGGAUUCCUGGUAGGAUUUGUGGCAUUUUUUGUCAUAGCUUUUUCAUACAUCGGUCUCUACAGAAAAGUGAAUCGGGCAGCCUUUUUCAACAAUCCACAGACCACCAGACUGAUUAUCAGCAUUGUUGUGACUGUUUGUGUUCUACGUAUGCCAUAUUAUGCCAUGAAUAUUGUAGAGAUAGCAGCUGUUUCCCUAAAUAACAAGCCCCUGCUGAGGUUUUGUGAGGACAACUUUGGCACUUUUGCCUCUAUACCAUUUGUAAACAGUGCCGUGAAUCCACUCCUGUAUGCCUUUACUUUUAAUCGUUUUUUCACUCUUUGCCAAAAAAUGCUAAAUGUGUAAUGGAAAAGAUCUGAAUUCCCCCAAAUUGGCAGGGGUCAGCAACCUGGGAGCUGCAAAUACUUUUUGACAUCUAAAAUGAAGAUAACACUUUUUUUAAAAAACCUUUAUGCUUUGUAUAAACAAAAAAAAAAAACAGAAAAAAAAGAAACACACUGAGUUGAAGGUCUUAUUUACAUGAUUAAAAAGCUGAACUUAAAUUAUCCAUUGUCACAGGCUGGGUCUCUGACCCAGCAUUUUGUGUUUUAUUUUGUAAUUUUUGAAGUUUUCAUGUUAGUUUGGUUAUAAGUUUGUGUGUUGUUCUUAUUUAGGGGUUAGUGAGGUUUAGGUUAGGGAUUAUUUAUCAUCUGUCUCGUUGGUUUCUGUGCUUGGUUCCUUGUCUAGUGUAGCUGCCGUCAUAGGCAACUCUCGCAUUUAAGUUCAUUUUAUUGGAUUUGAUGUUGAAACAAUUAGUAGUUGAAAUAUUAAGAAAUAAUAAAUAAAUAGUAAUUCACGUUUGUUGAUUAGAUUUAUAUGUUUAAAUGUGUUAUUUGUGCUAACUGUGCAAUUAGAUAGGAACCUUUUUUAUAGUUCCGUCUGUUGUUGCUAAGAAGGUAUUUUUUGGCUGUCACACUCAGCAAGCUAAUUAAGAGACGAGCCACGAGGUUUGCACGUCUACAGUAAGAUAAAUAAAAGAGUGCCUUUUUUGGACUACCCCACGACGUAAGGAUUAAAGUUUUUAUUCCCUUUGAGUGAGGCCAAUGAGUUCUGACGGCAUUGUAUCGGCUGUGGUUGGACAUCAUUACAUGUUAAGGCAUGUCGAAGAAUCCUCCUGUCCGAAAUAAAUGUCAGUUUAAAAGCAAAGAACAAGUUGAGCUUUAUUAAGACUCGAGGGGAGUAACAUCUAGUUUGUCAUGUGUGUUAAGCUUGUGUUGUCAUGUCUAAGUCUGCAUGUUUCCUGUUUUAUUUUGAAAAGGGUCUUCUGUUCUGUGUUCAUGUGGUUAGUUUUACUCUUUCCUGUGCAUCAUUAUGUUUAUCCUAGUCAGCUGUUUCCUCAUGUGUCUCCACUUCCCCUGAUCACCUCAUGUGUGUAUUUAAGUCCUCUGUUUUCUGAAUGUCAUUGUCAGGGCCCUGUUUCAGAAAGCCGGUUUAGAAAACCCAGAGUUAAAAAUGAUACUCAGGGUUGAGUAACCCCGAACUGUCCAACUCGGAAUAUUCGGUUUCAGAAAGGCUGAUAACAAUUAGUUCAAUCAACCCGGAGUUGCUUUAACCCCAAGUUAAGCGCGCGCAUAAAGCCCUGAUUAGUGGAGCACAGAUUAAGCGAGUCACCAUGGAGAUGGAGGGAAAGAAGGUGCGGUCAAUGUAAUUUACAGCGCUUGAGGCUGAAAUUCUGAUGGCAGCAUAUGCCGAUAACAUGCAGAUUUUGCGGAAAAAAAGUAACACAGCCUCAGCUGCAAAAGAAAGGGAGCAUGCAUGGCAAAACAUAGCCGACAGAGUCAAUGCGUGCAACCCAACAGGCCCCAAACGUUCCUGGCAGCAAGUAAAAAUGAAAUAUAAAAAUAUAGUCCAAACAGCCAACAGAAAAAAAGCGGAGGCCCGAAAAACAGGUGGGGGUCCUCCACCACCACCACUCACAGAGGCUGAGCAGUUGGCCCUCAGCCAAAACAGUGGGCGCCCUGUGGCUGAAGGCAUCUCUGCGGGGAAAUCCUCUGAGUCAAUAACCCCGCAAGACACAAGUGCCUACAUAAGAGGUAAAUUACUAUACUCCAUUACUAUAAUGAAAUAAUUUGUUAGUUUGAAAUGCUACAGGGAACUAUGUACCUGUACAUUAAUGCUGUGGAAAGACUUCCUGUUCACAUAGUCUCCUUCAUUUACUGAAGGAGCAAUGAUUGGAAUGUGAGUGCCAUCUAUACAGCCAAUCACGCCUGGGAACCCUGAAAAUAAAUGUAAAAUCUAAGUAGUAGUUCAAGUAUCACCACAUCAUGAAUUAAGUUUUGUUCAUCCUGAUACCUGCAAUUUUGUGGAAUCCCUCUUUGAUAAAUCGUGUGGGUCUGUGACCGGGGAACACCACAAACGAGUACAGGAGACGUUUCAGUGCAACUGUAACAUUCCUGACUGCCCGACAGACGGUAGCCUUGGAAACGUGCUCAGCGUCACCAAUAUUAUACAGAAAGCUCCCGUUUGCAAA